GUGUAAAUGAGGGGGAUGCAGUGCUCAAAGUGUGCUGGGAUCUAGUUGAGACACCAGUCUCAAGUUCCCAUUUCUCUCUCAUGCUGCCUCUCCCACUACUCUGUGAUCUGUCUCUUGUUUUCUCAUCUUUGCUUCUGCAUCCCUUUUACCGCCUCACCCCUGCACAUUAGUGAGCAGCAUUUAUCCUCUGCGUCUGUUUUCUCUUUGCAAUGUCCGCUCUUUGCGUCGCCUAAAAGUCACCUGCCCUCAACAUGGACAUCGGAGGAUUGACCACAGUGGUAGCAAAUUCUGCUUAUAUCAAUGCUCGUGGAAGCAUCGAUGGCUCAGCAGCAGCAGCUCGUGAUAAGAAGUACCAUUCUCGCCUCAAACUGCCCCACAUCACUGUGUGUGAGGACCUGAGGGACACCCUGGAUAUUGCCUUUGACGUAGUCUGCGUGGAACAGCCCAUCGGUAAACGUCUCUUUAGGGAAUUCUUGGAUGCAAAUGCAGAGUAUCACGGGGCUUGCCGUUUGUGGAAAGACAUCGAGGGGUACGACCUGGCGGAGGAUUCUGACCGGGCAAAGAAGGCCUCAAAGAUUGUCGAUCGUUACAUGGACCCCGCUGCCAAACACUACUGCCCGUACCUGUCUGAGGACAUCAUAGCUAAGGUGAAGGAAAGCCAGGAGGCUGCAGGUGAUGAUUUGUUUGCGGCAGCAUUGGCCACAACGUUGGACUUUCUGCGCGAUGCUCCCUACACUUUCUUCAUGGAGAGUUUGUACCUGAAGAGGUAUGUGCAGUGGAAGUGGCUUGAGAUGCAGCCCAUGGAUGCAGACUGGUUCCUAGACUUCCGUGUGCUGGGGAAAGGUGGGUUUGGGGAGGUGUCUGCCUGUCAGAUGAAAGCCACAGGAAAACUGUACGCCUGUAAGAAACUCAACAAGAAGAGGCUGAAGAAGAGGAAAGGCUUUGAGGGGGCGAUGGUGGAGAAGAGGAUUCUUGAGAAGGUUCACAGUCGCUUCAUUGUGUCAUUGGCGUAUGCCUUCCAGACAAAGGACGAACUUUGCCUGGUCAUGACCAUCAUGAAUGGAGGAGACCUCAAGUACCAUAUCUACCUGGUGGAUGAGAACAACCCGGGGUUUGACGAGCCCAGAGCCUGUUUUUACAUCGCUCAGAUCAUCCAAGGCAUGGAGCACCUCCACCAGAAAAGAAUCAUCUACAGAGAUCUCAAACCAGAAAAUGUUCUGCUAGAUAAUGAUGGGAACGUGCGUAUAUCUGACCUGGGUCUUGCCGUGGAGCUAAAAGAAGGCAAAACACAGACCAAAGGAUAUGCUGGGACACCAGGGUACAUGGCUCCAGAGAUGCUGAAAGGAGAGAAGUAUGACUCCUCAGUCGACUACUUCACUCUUGGAGUGACACUGUUUGAGUUCAUCGCUGCUAAGAACCCGUUCAGAAACAGGGGCGAGAAGGUCGAUCGUGAGGAGAUGAAAGAGCGCAUGCUGACACGGGAGGUGACAUAUCUGGAGAAUUUCAGUGAGCAUACAAAGACGCUCUGUGAUGGGCUGAUGGCUAAGGAGGUUGAUAAGAGGAUGGGUUUUAAGAAUGGAUGCUGUGAUGAGAUCAGAGCGCACCCAUUUUUCAAUGACAUCAACUGGAGGAAACUGAAUGCAGGUAUUCUGCCUCCUCCUUUUGUCCCGGACUCUAAAGUGGUGUACGCUAAAAGUCUGGAUGACGUCGGGGCUUUCUCCUCGGUGAAGGGAGUGGCCUUGGAUGACCCUGACAAGACCUUUUUUGACGAGUUUUCCUCCGGCAACAUCCCCAUCCCCUGGCAAGAGGAGAUGAUCGAAACGGGCAUUUAUGGAGAGCUCAACAUUUGGGGUCCUCGUGGCAGCGUCCCCAACGACCUCCGCAGGGAGUCCAUACUAGAGCAGCCAAAGUCAUCAACCUGCUGCAUAUCGUAGAGUCAUUGAAACACC
This is a messenger RNA of Sebastes umbrosus (honeycomb rockfish), 1949 nucleotides long. Its product is annotated as rhodopsin kinase GRK1-like. NCBI's taxonomy places the organism in Eukaryota, Metazoa, Chordata, Actinopteri, Perciformes, Sebastidae. The transcript is spliced from 7 exons. Gene Ontology annotation, cellular component: cytoplasm. Gene Ontology annotation, molecular function: rhodopsin kinase activity; ATP binding. The record is from RefSeq and is a predicted model, not a curated record. The coding region runs from base 252 to 1934 and encodes 560 amino acids. Gene Ontology annotation, biological process: signal transduction; protein phosphorylation; regulation of signal transduction.